Messenger RNA from Anthonomus grandis grandis, 2200 nucleotides. RefSeq names its product vasoactive intestinal polypeptide receptor-like. Lineage: Eukaryota; Metazoa; Arthropoda; Insecta; Coleoptera; Curculionidae. Gene Ontology annotation, cellular component: plasma membrane. Bases 854 to 2074 code for a protein of 406 amino acids. Gene Ontology annotation, molecular function: peptide hormone binding; G protein-coupled peptide receptor activity. Gene Ontology annotation, biological process: cell surface receptor signaling pathway; adenylate cyclase-modulating G protein-coupled receptor signaling pathway. The transcript is spliced from 9 exons. The record is from RefSeq and is a predicted model, not a curated record.
UGCGUUGAAAACGAAAGCGUAUUGUGCCACAAAUUUCGUUAUUAUUGAGAUAUCCACUAAUGGUUUAACUAAAAUAUCAAAAAAAUUAAUGCCAAAGUGAAUCAAGUGAGCUUUGCCUACAUGAAAACAGAUGGCAGCAUCAAACAGUUUGGUCCACCUGGAAUAUAGGUGUUCAAGUUUCAAUGCCAUAACGUACUAUUCGGCUUGGGCUACUUUGGCAAUCACAGAACUAAAUAAAUAUAGAGAAAUGCGGGCUGCCUUUUUAACCUUGAGGAGGAAACCAAAAAUGGAGAUGAUGAAGGUUUCAAGUUGGUUUCAUACAAAAAAAGGAACCACAACAGAAGACCCAGUCCCAUAAAAGGUGAGAACAAGGACGACCUGCUAAAAAUUGUUGCCCCAGCGGCCAAUAAAUCCUGGAUCUUUGUCUCGGACUUUGCCCCAGAAACAAAAGCAGCUGAUGUUGUCAACUUCCUCAAAAAAUAUGAACUGGAUGAAAACUGUGUCUGUGUAAAGAUAAUUACGAAGAAAGACAGCUGGUACAGCUCUUUUAAGGUGGGUGUCCCCUGUCAUAAGAAAGAAGCCAUAUUAUCACCCAACUUGUGGCCAGUGGGUACCACAAUAAACCAUUUUAUGCACCUGCAAAGCUCCCGGACCACAGACCAGCUGAGGACUUCCGAGGUGCAGUAAACGCCCCUCCGUUGCGUAAUAAGUGUUCUUCGAAUAACUUUAACAAUUGUAAUGAUUUUAAUAUGUAGAGGUACUCCUCAAUGAUGUAUCAGCAGAUUGUUUAUGUAUUAACGAACAUUGGCUAGUACCAAACGAGCUUUACUCAAUAACUAUCAAAAACUACCAAAUGGUUUCAGGCUUCUCCAGGUCGGUGAUGACUCAUGGCGGUACUGGCAUGGUAACAAAGCAAUGCACAGAUAAUGGCACUUGGUUUAAGAGGACAGAUUUAAAUAUUACAUGGACCAAUUUGACGCAAUGUGGGAAUAGCAUUAAUUUUGCCGAUUUUACAGCCAUGCAAGAGGCCAACGAGACUGUUCAGAUAUAUAACACUUGGGCGCCUUUAAUUAAAAAUUCCGCCUAUGUAGGAUAUAGUAUUUCUCUACUAUCUCUAGUCAUUGCUCUAGUCAUAUUGAUUACUCUGAAAAAACUUCACUGUGAGAGGAACAAGUUACAUAUUCACCUUUUUAUAUCAUACAUAAUGAGGGCAUGCAUGUACUUUUUAAAAGAAUUAUUAUUUGUACACGGCCUAGCAAUGUCAAAUGAUGUAACCUAUGAAGAUGGUAAAACAAAAAUAACAUAUACAUGGAUCUGCAAAGCCUUCAUAACUGUUCAGUGGUACGUCAUACUAUCCAAUUUUAUAUUUAUGCUAAUGGAAGGAUUAUAUUUGCAUAAUCUUAUAUUCUUAAACCUCUUCUCCGAAAGUCACGGGACUACAGUGUAUUGUAUAAUAGGAUGGAUUGCGUCGAUAUUUUUUCUGAUUCCCUGGAUAAUACUAAGACUCAUAUUUGAAGACAGUUUAUGUUGGAAUAAUAAGGACACAAGAUACAUAAGCCUGUUGAUUGAAAUACCUAUUGGAACAACGGUUGUAGUAAACUUCAUUCUCUUCACCAUAAUAGUAAGGAUACUUAUAUUGAAAAUCCACUUUACAUCAACAUUUAUUCAACAUCAGAAAAUUAAGUACAGAAAACUGUUAAAAUCUACAUUAGUUUUGAUUCCGCUUUAUGGAAUUCCAUACACGAUUUCACUUAUGUUGGGAAUAUACGUAAAUAAAGAUCGAUAUUUGGAAAUGUUUUGGCUGUUUUUUGAUCAAACAUUUACAUCGUUCCAGGGAUUCUUUGCUGCUUUAGUGUACUGUCUUUUGAAUAGUGACGUGCAGUCAGAAAUUCGACGGAAAUAUGGUACGCUCUUAGAACAAUCCGAUACGAAGUUUAGAAGAACAAGAACUAUUUCCACCAAUACGCAACAGUUUUCCCUCCAGACUAACGACGAUACGUUGGAAAAUUUGAACUUGUUUGGCAUUGUCGAUGAUGAUACUUUAAAGAAAAAUUUAAAUUCGAGUAAACUGUAAAAUUACUUGUGAUGGCAUUUUUAUUGUGUACUCAUACUGUUACUGAUUAGUACCUACUUAUAUUACAUUUAGAAACAUUGUCUUUGUAAAUGUGUUUUUGUCAAAUAAAUCAGAAACAUCGAAUAA